Messenger RNA from Cynara cardunculus var. scolymus (artichoke), 393 nucleotides. Its product is annotated as glycine-rich protein DOT1-like. The coding region runs from base 1 to 393 and encodes 130 amino acids. The record is from RefSeq and is a predicted model, not a curated record. Lineage: Eukaryota; Viridiplantae; Streptophyta; Magnoliopsida; Asterales; Asteraceae. The transcript has 2 exons.
AUGCAGAACUUAAAGGUUGAUAUAUGUCUGCAUUUGGAGAAGGGACUGGUAGGCAUUGGUGGUGGUGGUGGUGGUACUCCAUACACAGGACUGGUAGGCAUUGGUGGUGGUGGACAUGAAGGGAGAACAGGUGGUGGUGGUGGUGGUGGUGGGGAUUUAUACACAGGUUCACUUGGUGGUGAUGGUGGUGGUGGUGGUGUUCCAUAUAAUGGAACACGACCAGGAGGAGCUGGUUGGCAGGGAUACUCGCAGCGGAUCGGCAAAGCAUCACCGCCAGAAACCACCGGAGAUCCGAUGAAAAUUGAGUUGAAAAGAAGGAAGAAAAGUAAAGUAAAGAAAGAGAAAUAUGACCACAACAUUGCUCCUGAUGAUCAAAUUCUUGGAGAAAAGUAA